GAGCUGAGAUCGUGGUUCCCCUGGACCAGUCCAUUGGGUUGGGCAAGGACCGCCAGCUGCGCUGGGAGAUGUGCAUGCUGGAUCCGAUGAGGCACGACGUGCUGGCGAGGCUGCGCGGGUCUGACUGCGCGGGGGACCUUGCCAAGGCCCAGCUGCACCUGGCCAGCGAGCUCCUGGAAACCCUCGAGCGGCGGAGGGAG
Molecule: messenger RNA, 200 nt
Organism: Prorocentrum cordatum
Lineage: Eukaryota; Dinophyceae; Prorocentrales; Prorocentraceae
Source: the annotation of a GenBank genome assembly